UAGAAUGAUUUAGUUUGAUAUACAUUUACACAUGUAGAAAGCAAAACAAAAAUUCAUUGUGUAUAAAGUAUUUUUCCCAUUUUUUUCAGCGACAAAAAUACUAUGAGUGAAAAUAUCUAUACACCUGCUCUGGCUCAACGCUUGGUUGUGGACGGACUAUCUCUCAGUAGGAAUGAAAUGAUUGCUGUUUAUUACCACUCUGGUUAUACUAUUCAGGAUAUCAUUGAAUUUCUUGCGAGCAAACAUAACAUUGCUCUUAGUGCAAGACAAAUUCAUCGAGUUUUAAGGGAAAUGAAUCUGACGAGACGAAACAACCAGCCACGUUUGGAGGACAUUGUAACGGCUAUUCUACAUGAACUUUCAGGCUCGGGCGGUGACAUAGGCUAUACAGGAAUGAGGAGACGUCUGCUAAUCGACCAUAACCUCAAUGUGUCUUGUGAAUUGGUGCGCCUUGCAUUAACUGUUUUGGACGCAGAAGGUGUAAUAAGGCGUAGACAACGUCGUCUUCAGCGUAGAAGGUACAUUAACGAAGGGCCUAAUUUUUGUGUUCAUCUAGAUGGCUGGGACAAGUUAAAACCAUUCGGAAUUUCCAUUCAUGGCUGUGUAGAUGGCUUUUCAAGACGUAUUCUCUGGCUCAGAGCUUGCAAUUCUAACAAAAACCUUGAGUAUAUAUCCAGAUUUUAUAUAGAUUAUAUCAAAGAAAUAAACGGGAUUCCUGUAGUCGUAUACGCAGACAGGGGUACUGAGAACUCCAUAGUUCGAGAUUUGCAAUACGCUUUGCGAUGGAAUCACCAGGAUCCCUUGCAAGGACUGUCAAGUUUUAGGUAUGGAUCGUCAUAUAGAAAUACAAGAAUAGAGCGAUUUUGGCGGUGUUUACGAGAAAUGUGUGGCAACUUUUGGAUAAAUUACUUUAAGGAUAUGGAUAAUUUAGGUGUUUUUGACACCUCCGACAUAGUCCACCUGGAGUGUGCUAGGUAUUGUUUCUUACCAAUUAUCACCAGAGAAUUGAACAGAGUUAUACAGCAUUGGAAUGAACACACAAUUAGAAGAAACCACAAUGCAGAUUGUCCGUCUGGAAAACCAGAUGUUAUGUAUUUUCAUCCCGAAAUUUACCAAACAAGAGAUUUCAAAAUGCCUCUACCUGAUAAUCUGAAUGGCAUAGAACAAGAAUAUUGUGCCUACCCUCCUGCGAAUGGUGUUUCAAUGGAAUUUGAAGUUAUUGGUACUCAAAUAAGAAUGGAAAACGGUUUGAAUUACCCACCAAACACAGUAGAAGAAGCAACAGAACUCUUUAUCCGAAUAACAGACUAUGUAGAUCGCUUAUAAAUUACAUGUAUCUACAUACAUUUACUUGACUCUUGUUGUUUUAAGGAGGUACAUUUUUCUUUAUGUU
Molecule: messenger RNA, 1393 nt
Organism: Saccostrea echinata
Lineage: Eukaryota; Metazoa; Mollusca; Bivalvia; Ostreida; Ostreidae
Exons: 1
Coding region: 103-1326 (407 amino acids)
Source: RefSeq, a predicted model, not a curated record